Molecule: messenger RNA, 3406 nt
Organism: Serpula lacrymans var. lacrymans S7.9
Lineage: Eukaryota; Fungi; Basidiomycota; Agaricomycetes; Boletales; Serpulaceae
Exons: 11
Coding region: 1-2943 (980 amino acids)
Molecular function (GO): phosphatidylinositol binding
Source: RefSeq, a predicted model, not a curated record
AUGCCAGAGCUCAAUCGCGGUCCAUUAACCCCUUUGCGUGCUCAUUACCUCAAGAAAUCGCUCAUACAGCUUCAGUUCCGCAGAGAACUCAACGACAUCACAAAUGCACAGUCCGGUAACGUAUCCACCCUCUCCUACCUCGGCUCACCCUUCUCGCCACCUCCGAAAGGCUCUCCUAUGCUCGAUCUGCCCUUCCUGCGCUAUUUCUUCCGCAAGUUCAUCCUCUCUUUUCCCUUCAUGGCCACAGCCCCAAAGGACUUCUACUCAGAGAAAUUGCAGCCCUUCGUCGCCUCUGCCUUUGCCAGAAAUCUCUCCCCAACCAAUCUUCUCGAUGAUGCCGAGGAAGGCUCAGAACAAGCCCGCCCCAAGAUGCUCGAGAAGCUAGAGAAAAAUUUGGCUCUGCUCUUGGGCUCAGGGACAAAACUCGUCGAGCAAGAAGAGGUCGUCAGGCUCAAGCAGACUGAUCUCGAUCGCCUUGAAGAUCUCGCAAAGAAACGUCAAGCCCGCAAUCUCAAGACAAAAGAUGUAUUCGAGGUCAAUGUUGUCUGUGUGCGAACAGUCACAGACAGAGGUCGAGUACGCAGUAGGGUGCACGAGGAAUUCAUCAUUCGUACUCGUCUACAUUCUCAGCCGGAUAUGUUUGUGUCCCGUAGAUACGGCGAUUUCAAAACCCUUGCAGAUGAACUACGCAAGGCUCAUCCAGAGGAAGCUAUCAAAUCCCCACCCGGAAAAGACAAAUCAGCGGUCACUGCGCCGCCACAAGGAGCUUAUUCCACCAUAUCGUCGUUCAUGAGUAGGGCGCAGUCAGCAUCCAUGACCGAUACACAAUCCAACGGAAGCUCAGAUUCUCUGCCGUUCUCUCCCUCUCAGCAAGGCUUCCCGUCACGUCUCUCGCGGGAGAAAAAUAGGCUUACAUUGCGCGCCUACCUGCAUUCCUUGAUGGCUUCAUCUGCGAUUGCUUCGUCUCCUGUUCUCCGAUCCUUCUUGGUAUCGGGACCCACUACAUUAAGUCCAGAGGAGUUGGACGAUGUGCAGCGCCGCGAAGAAGCAGAUAUGAUGCGAGAUGAAGGGCGUAAACGUUUCGCCCGCGAAGUUGCAAGUCGUGUCGAUGGACUUCGUGAUGCCGUCAAGAAUGUUACUCCCAAUGUCAACGGACUCCCUGCCAAUUAUAAAGCUGUCAUGGAGUGGGCGCGCAUAUCCUUGGCUUCUACAAUCUUUCACCUUUUCAUAGCUUCUGAUAGUUCCUCUGAAACAUUUGCAAGUCUCAAACGAAUACACGGUCUGAUGCCUUAUUUUAUGUUAAAGGCUGCUCUCAAAAUCAGUAACCCAGUCGGAAUGAUACGUAGUGUGCUCGAUCUCUUCCUUGCUCAGCCAUUUGGAGGGCGGAGUUUACUGCAACGAAUGUUCACGAGUUCCCUAACUGAGGAAGUAAAAAACCUCGAAGAAGAUAUCGAAUCCGUCCAGGGCAAAGUCGAUGAUCCAGUCAUAUGUGAGAAGAUCCGUCUGUUCGUGUAUGCACCGAAAGAAAUCCAGGAUAUGUACAAAAAAGACGCAGAGGAAGAACGUCUGAGUGUAUUAACGACUGUCUUACGCUCUGGUGAGGAGCCUGUCCUCAAUCGAUCACAAAUGCAUCGCGUCGUCCGAGCACACCGUGCCCAUGUCGUAUACAUGAAAAACCGCAAAGACCAAGAUGAUUCGGACGACGACAGCGGACCACAGAAUGAGGAUGCAUGGCUAUUCGAAGAUUUGAAGGUGCUGACCCGCCUGUAUUCCGAGCUCCGUGACAAAGAACAGCUGAUUGCACUCAUUUUCGAGGGUGUUACAUCCGAACUGCUCAAGGAUAUUAUCACGAUUUUCUACGCCCCGCUGGCACAAGUCUAUAGAGCAGCCAGUAUUGCGGAUUCCUUGGGUGAUCUUCAGAAUUUUGUCAACGAUCUUAUCAGAACGGUAGAACAAGCGGAAGAACUUAGUCAAGAAGAUCCACAGCGGACUGUGCAGACAUUCAUCGAUCUGGUCCAGCGGCACGAGCAGGCUUUUUACCAUUUCGUCCACAAAGUCCACUCCAACGGAGAGGGCCUCUUCGAUAGCCUAAUGCGAUGGAUAGAACUGUUCCUGACUGUUGUCCGAGAAGGACUGGGAGAUCCUAUUAGCCUGGAAUACCUCCUUCCGCACGCAGGACAAGAGCGUGAGAGCAUCCUCAACGAGGUGGAUGCCGUUGCGUUGUAUCACUACAAGAUGAAGGUAGCCUAUGAGAGCCGGAUCCGACGUCGAUUCGGUAAAGCACAGGGGCAAAGUGGUGCAGAUGCAGAAGAUGAGGCUACAACUGCUCUAGUGCAUGGCGUGGUAGGAGAGAUAAGCCUAGGAGAACUGGUGCAGGGAGAUGCUGACGACCUUGCGGCUGAGGAGACGGACGAGGAUGAGAGUGAGAGUGAGGGAUCGUCGAGUGAAUACGAGACUGACAGCGAUGGGAGUUAUGAAGAUGAGUCGAGCGAGGAGAGCGCGGCCGUUGUUCCGGUUGUUCCGGUCUCGACGAAGCCUGUAUCGCGGUCUGCCACCGUCACAGUUACUCCUGUACACAUACAGUCAGCAUCACGGCAGUCAUACGACGUGCCUCCAGCCCGCCAACGCUCGUUGUCUCUUCGAAGUUCCAAAUCACUAAAUCUCUCCCGAUCCUCACUUAGCCAGCGCGAUGCGACCCCUCUCCCUCUUUCAUCUGUAAUACACAAACCAUUACCCCCUCCUCCUCCGGGCGAUAGUGUUCCUGUUCAACGUCGUCAAUCGCAAGAAUCUCCAUCCAAUCAUCGACCAGAUCUCCCUUCUCCGCGGAAGAGUAAAGCGAAGAAGGCUACGGAUGUACUCAAACCUCCUGACCUUCACCACAUCCCUCAACUACUACCACUCUUCGUUGAGAUGCUGCGGCCCCUUCUCCGUUUCCAGAACUGAACCACAUACGAUAAGACGCCUUGACGACUAAUCACGAUUCAUGUAACUCCAACUAUUGCAGGUCAUUUGUUUGUGUGCAUCCGUACCAGGACCUUCGAAUCAAUUAUGUAUCAUAAUUCCAUUUAAAACAUGUAGAACUUGGAAACCCUUUUAAAGAUCCGCAAACUCCAUGUCGAAUUCUGCUUGGCUUGAAACGCCUUUUCGCACUUUUUUAGCAAGUCUCUCUUCCUUUGCUAGUUCAUCCCAGUCAUCGCCAUCAUCGCCACUUUCACUUGAUUGUUCUCUCUCUCGUUUCUCGCCAGUGCCGACCGUCUCAUCGCCUUGUUGAGCUCGUAGCCACCGUUUUUUCUUGAUUCUUUUGUCCUUUCUUUUGUCCUUCUCCUCUCUCUUGGCAGUUUUCUGACUCCAAGCGGCAUUCUCCUUCUUUUUUUCUCGAACAGCCGCUUCGCGCGAACGUGAUUCU